UUUUGCAUACUACAAUGGGAGACGUUCACAUGAGACUGUACCCUGAAAAAUGUCCAAAAACUGUGGAGAAUUUCACGACACACUGCCAGAAUGUCUACUAUGAUAAUCUUAUCUUCCACCAUGUCAUCAAGGGUUUCAUGAUACAAACAGGAGACCCAUUGGGAGAUGGCACUGGUGGGCAGUCUAUCUGGGGAAGGGAAUUUGAGGGUGAGUUUCACAAAAGUUUACUACACGACGGGCCUUCCACAGUAUUGAUGGCAACUGCAAGCCCAAAUACCAAUGGUUCUCAGUUCUUUAUUACCACGGUGGCCACUCUAUGGCUGCACAACAACCAUACACUGUUUGGUAGAGUUGUGAAGGGAAUGGAUGUUGUACAGGCUAUUGAGAAGGUGGACAAAACAGACAAGCCAUACCAAUAUGUAAAAAUCCUAAAUGUGACUGUCCCCAAGUCUUAGUAUAAUCUUCUUUUAGUGGUGAAUCUAUAUUGAUAUGGUUGCUGCCUUGCUGGUGUGGC
Populus euphratica (Euphrates poplar) is the source of this 514-nucleotide messenger RNA. RefSeq names its product peptidyl-prolyl cis-trans isomerase CYP71-like. Bases 15 to 455 code for a protein of 146 amino acids. Gene Ontology annotation, molecular function: peptidyl-prolyl cis-trans isomerase activity. Gene Ontology annotation, biological process: protein peptidyl-prolyl isomerization; protein folding. The record is from RefSeq and is a predicted model, not a curated record. The transcript has 4 exons. Lineage: Eukaryota; Viridiplantae; Streptophyta; Magnoliopsida; Malpighiales; Salicaceae.